AUGUCGACGAACACGAAAGUUCCAGUUCCGGACUGUAAGAAGCCGUUCGACAUUGUCGCAACCUACAAUGAACUCUUACGCUCCGAUGCCGAUUUAACAAUGCCCAUUGCGGCCAUUGAGGCACUGGUGCUUCUUCUCACACACGAACCUUCCUCAACAAUUUCCGAAACUCUUGACCUACUCGAGAAAUCCACCGCACACUUGAAAAAAAUUAUUCCCAACCCCAUCGGUCUGUCUGCUGGAACUGAUCUCUUCCAACGAUACCUGAUCACCACAUUACAACGACCUGGACAGCUGGGCCCUGCUGGAGACUUCAACGCCAUCCGAACACACCUUCUAUCUAACGGGCGAUUGUUCAUUCGGCGCGCGAAAGAGAGCCGAGAGAAGAUUGUGGCGUUUGGCCGAGGGUUUAUCCGUGAUGGAUGCACAGUGCUCACAAAUGGUGGAUCCCGCGCCGUCGCCUCGCUGCUGCAAAAGGCAGCCGAUGACGAGGGUGGUCCGUCUGCAGUGCGCUUCCGUGUCAUUUAUGUCCUGUCCUCAUUCAGCAAAAACAGCGAGGAUUCUGCUGGUGAGCCCGAGGGAAUGGAGACAGUACGCGUCUUGAGAGCAAAGGGUGUGCCUGUCUCAACGAUCCCGGAAUCAGCCGUCGCGUACGCUCUUGGCAAAACGGAUAUGGUGAUCGUGGGUGCAGAGGGUGUCGUGGAGAAUGGCGGCAUCGUGUCCCGUAUGGGCACCUACCAGAUCGGUCUUCUCGCCAAGGCCAUUGGAAAGCCAUUCUACACCGUGGCUGAGAGUCAUAAGUUUGUUCGACUAUAUCCUCUUGGACAGUACGACCUUCCGAUCAAUCAACACGUUCUUGAUUUCAAGUCCGACGAAGAUAUUGCCGAGCAGCGCAAGCAGCCCGCCAAUUCAGAUUUCCCAAUUGAACUUCCACUCUGUGAUUCUGUGGACUUCACACCUCCACACUUGAUUUCUGCUCUUAUUACGGAUAGCGGUGUUUUGACGCCCAGUGCUGUUAGCGAGGAAUUGAUCAAGAUCUGGUUCUAA
This is a messenger RNA of Penicillium taxi, 1047 nucleotides long. Its product is annotated as translation initiation factor eIF2B subunit alpha. Bases 1 to 1047 code for a protein of 348 amino acids. Lineage: Eukaryota; Fungi; Ascomycota; Eurotiomycetes; Eurotiales; Aspergillaceae. Gene Ontology annotation, cellular component: eukaryotic translation initiation factor 2B complex. The transcript has 2 exons. Gene Ontology annotation, molecular function: translation initiation factor activity; guanyl-nucleotide exchange factor activity. The record is from RefSeq and is a predicted model, not a curated record. Gene Ontology annotation, biological process: translational initiation.